UGUUUUGUCCAACAAAAUUAGACGCCACUAAUUGAGGUUUUCUAUAAUUCAAUCACCGAAUUUGGAUUGAGAUUGGCGCUUCUAUAACAUGAAAGCACAGAACUAGAAAAGAAAAGAAAAUGAAUACAUAAACAAACACAGUGUAUCAGUAUUCGAAUUCUUUACUAUACACAAAACCAAAACCCUAAACUUGAAUCAAAAAUGGAAGAAGAAGACAACAACAGAAGAAGAAUGAUGGAGAGAGAACGAUACGAACGAUACCAAAUCGAGCAAAUUCUCCAGCUCGAUCUCGAAGAAUUGCAGGUAGAAGAAGUCGACGUUUUCCACGAUUCUUCCGACGAUGACAACAACAACAACAAUCACGCUAAUCCUAUUCCUGGCUAUGGCACCGCAGGCGUCGUCCCGGGUGAAUUCACUUACAAUACUUGUAUAGCAUCCUUACAUACAUAUCUGGGCGAUGUUGAAGACACACACCACAGGUCAACGUUUUUGGAUGGUGGGACUGUAUUGACCCUUCCGAUUUUUUGUCUUCAAGGAGUUGUGCUCUUUCCUGGGGCUACCCUUCCCUUGAGAGUUAUUGAAUCCAAUUUUGUGGCUGCUGUUGAGAAAUCUUUGAGUCGAGUCGAUGUUCCUUACACCAUUGGUGUGAUCCGAGUUUUCAGUGAUACUGCAAAUCGUAGGAUGAAAACUGCAAGCAUUGGGACGACUGCAGAGAUUCGACAAUACGGGCGCCUAGAGGAUGGUUCGUUGAAUGUGGUUACUCGUGGGCAACAACGCUUUCGCUUAAGACGGUGUUGGAUCGAUGUGGAAGGAGUGCCUUAUGGAGAGAUCCAAAUUAUUGAGGAAGACAUACCAUCGCGAACUCCAAGGGAUGCUUUUGGAAAAUUAACACCCCUAAGUAAUCUUCCUUGCAACCGUGCCAGUGUGUUGCCUUCAAAGUAUUCUGUUGAUGGACAGGGUUCCUUAAACGAGGAAAGUGAUACAGAAGAGAGCUUUGAGAAUGAACUUUCAUCUACAGAGAGAAGAAUCCAUCAAUCACUCAUUCGUUCCAGUUUUGAAUAUGAUGAAUCAGCAAGUAGUGGUGAUGAUAAAUUCACAUAUGAGUCAGAUCAGGAAAUUAGAUCCAAUCUAAAUACACCAGACACCUUAACACCAUUGCUACCUGACCAUGAAAAAGAUGCAGAAAAUCUGGAUUCUAGGAUUGGGAGCUGUUCCACUUCUGGAAAACAAUCCUCCAUCAGAGAAGGGCUUAAUUGGUGUUCCAAAAAUAGAGACCUCUACUCCUCACGUAGAACUUCAAGAGCAUUCUUACCUGGUUGGGUAUAUCGUAUGUUUGACUCCUAUUUGCUUGCACAAAAGGCUGCAGAUAUGUGGAAGCAAAUCGUUGGUGCACCAAGCAUGGAUGCUCUUGUUAAGAAGCCUGAUGUUUUAUCAUUUUCUAUUGCCAGUAAAAUACCUGUUUCUGAAUCUACAAGGCAGGAGCUUUUGGAUAUUGAUGGGAUCUCAUAUAGAUUGCGUAGGGAAAUUGAACUACUAGAAAGCAUUGAUCUAAUUCGAUGUAAAAUCUGCCAGAUUAUAAUUGCAAAGCGGAGUGAUAUGCUGGUGAUGUCUAGUGAAGGUCCGGUUGGUGCAUAUGUAAAUGCAACUGGUUAUGUGCAUGAGAUAACGACUUUGUACAAGGCAAAUGGAUUAGCUCUAACUGGGCCAGCACUUACAAAAUACAGUUGGUUUCCGGGGUAUGCGUGGACAAUCGCUAACUGUGCGACAUGUGAAACCCAUAUGGGGUGGCUUUUUACAGCCACAAACAGAAAACUGAAACCUAAGUCAUUUUGGGGUAUACGUAACUGUCAAGUUGCAGAUGAAACACAUUAAAACUUUCAAUAGUGUUGCAGUACUAGUGAAAAUUUGGAAAUUCAUAUUCAUAUUGCAGCAUGAAUAUUGAUGAUACAGGUGUAUGUGUAUUACUUGCCUUUUAUACAGCUGGAAAAAGUAAAAAGUUCCAGACGAAGGCAAAAUCUAAGAUGCUAUUUUUUUAUAACUUUGCAAUUUUAAGUGAAUUGGUUUUAGCAUAUUCAGUCCAUUGAAACCAGCAUAAAAAUGUAAGGACUAGAUUGGGUUUAUCCAUGGUUAUUGGUUGUAAUGGAAAAUGAUUCAAUGGAUUAUUUUGUUACUCCUGA
Messenger RNA from Medicago truncatula (barrel medic), 2177 nucleotides. RefSeq names its product protein cereblon. Gene Ontology annotation, cellular component: Cul4A-RING E3 ubiquitin ligase complex. The transcript is spliced from 10 exons. Bases 202 to 1872 code for a protein of 556 amino acids. Gene Ontology annotation, biological process: protein ubiquitination. NCBI's taxonomy places the organism in Eukaryota, Viridiplantae, Streptophyta, Magnoliopsida, Fabales, Fabaceae. The record is from RefSeq and is a predicted model, not a curated record.